CUUCAUCAAGACCAGCUCCAAGAUCAAGAUCUGUUUCUGUUUACGGAAACCGCUGGACGGAAAACACUCUUGGCGGUAAAUUCAUUAUUCCACGCGCGAAUGAUCGUAGGCAUUCCGAGCGAAUGGUUUUGAGCUAUUUCCGUCUUCGGGGAUCGAUUUUACAUCUCUGCCGCCGUGUUUCAACCGGUGAAGUGGUAAUGGAAGCUGGAAAAAGAGCUGCAGCGAGAUAUGCUGUGGACACAUAUGUAAAGGGUAAUCAAGCACUAGGAAUAGGCUCUGGAUCAACAAUAGUAUAUGCAGUCGAACGUAUUGCUGAAAGAGUGAAAGAUGAAAAGCUGCAUUUACUUUGUGUUCCAUCAUCAUUCCAAGCCCAGCAGCUGAUCACACAACACAACCUGACGCUUAGUGAUCUUGACAGAACACCUGAGUUAGACGUUGCUAUUGAUGGAGCUGAUGAUGUGGAUAGCAACUUAAGUGCCAUUAAAGGAGGAGGAGGCUGUUUAACCCAAGAGAAGAUAGUAGCAUCUUGUGCUAAACAAUUUAUUAUCAUUGCAGAUGACAGAAAAGAUUCUAAGCAGCUUGGUGAAGCAUUCAAGAAGGGAAUUCCAGUUGAAGUGAUCCCUAUGGCAUAUGUACCUGUGAUGAAAAAAAUAGAGAAACUUGGGCUUAAACCAAUCCUUAGAAUGGCACGAGCUAAAGCAGGUCCUGUGGUGACUGAUAAUAGCAAUUUCAUCAUUGAUUGCCAGUUUGACAAGGUUUAUGACUGGAAAGAACUAAAUACGCAAUUGAAUUUAAUACCAGGGGUGGUAGAGACGGGGCUGUUUGUUGGUAUGGCGGAAUGUGCCAUAUUUGGAAAACCGGAUGGCACGAUCACUAAAAGAUAGCUUGGCAUUUUCUGAUUCAAACACACUUGCUGGACAACGCCACGCAAGUGCAUAUGGACAAACGUUUUUUUUCGUCGAUGUAAGGCACUUUUGUUUUUUAUAAGGCAAAGUCUGUGAAUUUUUCAUAAUACUGCUACCUGUAGAGCAAUUUACUGUGCCGAAUAAUACUUUUUAGCUUGCAAUGCCGGUAGGUUUUUGGACGCUCGAUGAAAACAGAGGCAGCAGGUCCUAGGAAACCAACUUCGGAACUUUGAUAGGAACCUCCUGGAGGUUCCGCCGCAUGGUUUUUGCGGUUCUGCCACCUGGCGCAUCAAAGGGCAAACAAAAGUUGCAGUUCGGCAUGCUAUGAACUUUUAUUGAGGGGAGGUGGUGAAAAAGCAUGCGCUAUUUAAGUUGAGAGUCGCUCAUUUUUGAAUGCAUUUUUGAUGUCAACCCCUCUAGCCGGGAAAGGCCCAGGUAAAGGCAAUGUAGAGGCGGUUAUUUAGCGGUGAAUGUUAUAUUUAAAGGGAAGCCUCGACGUGAUUACACACUCAAUGGUAGCCAUUAAAACAACAAACAAACAAGUGAAAACAGAUAAAAAGAUACUAAAAGUGCUUCAUGUAGUCAAUGUAUUGGACUCCGAAUCAGAAUACAGAAUGUCUAAGGUUCACUUCGGGAAUUACUCCGUCAUUUUUCUCUAGCUGCGUUCAUAGAAAGUGAAUAAACAUCUUUUUUCUUUCGACGAACAAGCUCGAUGUUUAGCAUCUUUCUUCACCCAGGUAAAACUAUAGCCUUGCUUGCUGUGUGCUUGUCCUUUGUGUUUUAAAAUGGUGAUUGAAAUGAGAGGAGCGCAAUCUGGUCCGAAAUAAUCACAUGCGUGAUUUGAAAUCGUAACAUGAUUUCAGAUUAAACUGCAUUACUCGAAGUUCGAUUGCUACACUAUUCAAUCCAUUUUGUGUAGUACAAAAGGAAAAUAUGUCUCGUUGUUUAACCAAAAGUAAAGAUGAAUCAGACGAAACAGGAAACUCGUAUUAUUUCGAGGAAAACAGUUGUCAACCAAGCGAUGGCUUUUAAUUUUCGCAUGAACCUAACCCGCCUGCCCCGCGGGGGUAGAAAACGAAGAAAAUGAAUUAUUAUUGUUGAAACUUUACGAAAAACCCGAGAAAAGAUGCGACGCGUUUAAAAUUUAAUUGCCUGCAUACAUGAUUUUAGUCGGUACAAAUAUCUCG
Pocillopora damicornis (cauliflower coral) is the source of this 2092-nucleotide messenger RNA. RefSeq names its product ribose-5-phosphate isomerase. Gene Ontology annotation, cellular component: cytoplasm. Lineage: Eukaryota; Metazoa; Cnidaria; Anthozoa; Scleractinia; Pocilloporidae. The record is from RefSeq and is a predicted model, not a curated record. Gene Ontology annotation, molecular function: ribose-5-phosphate isomerase activity. Gene Ontology annotation, biological process: D-ribose metabolic process; pentose-phosphate shunt, non-oxidative branch.